AUGUUGUCUACUCUCUCUCGCUGUAUCCGCUGUGCUCCGUUUCUCUCCCUCUUGUUCCAUUCUUUUUCUUCUGUCCCACAGAUCAGUUUACUGAAUUCAGCAACUAUACCACGGGUGAUGAUGAUGAUGACGAUGGUGACGGUGCGGCGCCGUGCGGUGUGCGCCGUGUUGUUCCUUGGGCUCUUGUGCUGCUGCUGCUCGUCCGUGUGCGUUACGGCGGCUGGGAGUCCUGGACAUGUAUCUGGUGAUGCGGAUACGGUGUUUGUGCCGGUGGAUGUGUCGUGUCCUCAGAGUGACGGCAGCCUGAGCUAUCGCGUGCGUGGGGGUGUGUGGGCGUGGACGAAGUGUUCUGCUGCCGGUGCUGAGGCUCAGUAUGAGAAUUAUGCGUUCAGUGGCUUUGAUGUGCGCAUGCAUAGCCGAAAUGGUGAGCUGGGUACUGUGUGUCAUGUGGCCAAUGCGGUGUACACAUCUAACAACUGUGCUGCCAGCUGUGCAACGAAAGGGGAAGGGGUCACCGUUGCCUUCACGAUGAAUGUGACGACACAUGAAUACGCCGGCCUUUACGAAUUGUGGUGGCGUCAAUUUUCUUCCGACGGAACUAUUCCUGCGCUUGCCCGGAGCAGCGAUGCUGACCAGACGGGCAUCUGCCACCCACCACCGCCCCGUGAAGGGAAGGAUAAGAGAAAAUCCGGUGAGGCAACGGCGCCGCAAGUCAGUGCCGAGCCGUCACGUCAAAACGAGGGUGCGCGACAGUCUGCCGCUGCUGACGCGCCCAACACCGUCGAUCAGAGUCCCGCAUCCAACACGGAGACCAACACGUCUAGGAAAAAGCCUCGCACUGCAACCGAACCGAACGAAAACGUGGCUCCAACACCGCCCAAGAGGAAGCCUAGCAUUGCCAUGAGUUGGAACAUAGAAAUGGAUCCGAAUGCAUUCGUGACGAAUACUGCGUCCGCCACCGCGUUGAGGAUGGCAGUGGGCUCGAAGGAUGCCCGUAAGAGUGAAGCCGUUGACGGCAGCGGCGAGCACGUUCCUGGGGAAAUUGCGGGAGGAAUGAAUGGUCACAACGUCUCCGGAACACCAAAACGGCAUCAAGAAAUGUGA
This is a messenger RNA of Trypanosoma cruzi, 1104 nucleotides long. RefSeq lists its product as uncharacterized. The coding region runs from base 1 to 1104 and encodes 367 amino acids. NCBI's taxonomy places the organism in Eukaryota, Euglenozoa, Kinetoplastea, Trypanosomatida, Trypanosomatidae. The transcript has a single exon. The record is from RefSeq and is a predicted model, not a curated record.